This is a messenger RNA of Verruconis gallopava, 7433 nucleotides long. RefSeq lists its product as uncharacterized. Gene Ontology annotation, biological process: calcium ion import across plasma membrane. Gene Ontology annotation, cellular component: membrane; voltage-gated calcium channel complex. The transcript is spliced from 3 exons. The record is from RefSeq and is a predicted model, not a curated record. NCBI's taxonomy places the organism in Eukaryota, Fungi, Ascomycota, Dothideomycetes, Venturiales, Sympoventuriaceae. Bases 357 to 7148 code for a protein of 2263 amino acids. Gene Ontology annotation, molecular function: high voltage-gated calcium channel activity; calcium ion binding.
CUUCUCUCAAAGACGUCUCUGCUCCCUCGCUGUGUUCUCGUCCCUGUUGCUCUUGUUGCUCUUGCUGGCUGCCUUGACGUCUGCGCUCGGAUCCUCGUGAAACGCGCAAUCGACCCUGUCGACCUCUCCACUCGUCCCAGCACCGCCGCAACGCUUCGACGCCCUGAACACGACGCCACACCAUCACCUCCAUCCACCUCACCAACAGCACUGCCCACCCAUCCGUUCGCUCGUUUCGUCCGUGCUACGUGUGCUACAACACCCAAAUACCCAUGAUACUCGCUCCUGCGGCGCCCCGAUGAGUCUUCAGCGCGACCAGCAUUGGGGUUCUGGGAGCCUGCACGUAGUCUGCUCCAAUGGACUUUAAUGACGAUCCAGCGCAUCGCCGCAACUCGACGCCCCCGAUUCCCUUGCAGGACUUCUCGCAGCCCCGGCCGGGCUACGCUGACAGCGAGACCGACAGCGAUGCCAGCAGCGGCGGCCCCCAGCGCCAGCGCGCCAUCAGCGACGCCGUCAAGAACUCGGUCAAGCGUCUGUCCGGCAGCAGGGCGUCGAGAGGCCACGGCUCGUAUGCGCCGCUGAAUCCACGAGAUCCUGACACGGUAGGAGGCGUCGGAGGAACUGGCAGCAGGAGCGUCCCCUUGGCGCCGUACAGAGACAAUGGAGGUCCCUCGUCACCGUUGUCGACCGUGUCUGCACAGCUGCAGCGUCCGGGACUGCAGAUCCCCCCGUCCUCUGCAGCUCGAGGCGACGACAUGACGCCUUCGAGUCCGGUCGACGCGGCCGCGUUCCAAAGCGCCAUGUCUGGAUUCGCUGGCAUCUCGUUUGGGGCCGAGCCCGCGUCGAACCCCUUCGACCCACACGCAGCCAACACCAAUAACAGCUCGCAGGGCUGGACCCGCGACACAACGAAGACGCCGAGUUUGAUGAGCGUCGACAUCGGCGGCGACGGAGAUGAGCAGGCGGACAACGACUAUUUUACCUCCGCGCCAUCCAACGACCGCACUCCCCUCACGGACCCUAAUCAUCUCGCUCCCAUCGCCGGAGCGAGCGCACCCUCCACACCUACGGGACAGACGGGCCGGACACGCAGCGUGAGGUUCUCGAACGCGUCUCCGUCUGGCAUGUCGCGGCUGGGCGACGACCUCGCCCAGGCCGAGGCCGGCUCGCGAACGAGCUACAGCGACGGCAUGCGGAGGUCAAGCUCGAUUCGGCGCAGCCUGAGCGCGAACUCGGCCGCCGGGUCGACGCUGCAAAGGGCGGGCACCAUGGUCAGGAACAUGUCCACGCGCAUCGUCAACCUGUCCAACGAGCAGGAUGUCGUGGACCGCACCAUCGCCAUGAGACGGAAGUCGUCGGUCAAGACCUCCAUCCGCGGCCGUUCGCCCUCGACAUCUGUUCCGGACUUGCCUUCCGUGGACGGGCCGUCGGACCCGUUCACCGAUCGGCCGCUGGAGAAGCCGCCAAGCGUGGAUGUCGACGAGAUGUCGUUCCCGCGACCCGGCCUGCGACGCAGCCGGUCGACGCGCGAAGACAAUCCGCUCAAGGGCAAUGCGCUUGGCAUAUUCCCCCCCGACAGCCCCAUCCGCAUGAAGCUGUGCGAUCUGCUCGUGCAUCCCUUCACCGAGCCCUUCAUCUUCGCCCUCAUUGUCCUGCAGACCAUCCUUCUCGCCAUUGACGCCAACAUAGGCGUCGGCAUCGACAGAUCCCACGGCAACCUCGGCGCCAAUUGGAUCGACUGGGUCAUGCUCGUUCUUUUCUCCAUAUACACGGUCGAAAUCGUUGCGCGCAGCAUCGUCUCCGGCUUCAUCAUCAACCCGAUCGAGUACAGCACCAUCAACCGAAAGAUCGGCCUCCGCCAGGCCGUCGCAGACAAGGCGAAGGAGCUAUUCGGCACGCCGCACACCAGGCCCAAGCAUCAGGAGACGGUGCAGUCGACCACGGAUUUCGCACCGCAGCAAGGCCUCGUUCGUGCUCUUACCACCAACAUCACCGAGGACGGGUCCGCCAGAGGUGGAUCCAAGGCACAGCGGAGACAGCGACUGGCGCAUCGGGCCUUUCUAAGACACUCGUUCAACCGCGUCGACUUCGUGGCCGUCGUCUCAUACUGGAUCAGCUUCGUCCUCAGCAUUUUCUCCCUGGAGGACAGCAGGCACGUCUUCGUGUUUCGCAUGCUCGCCGCGCUGCGCAUCUUGCGCCUGCUGUAUCUGACGGCGGGAACGACGGUCAUUCUGCGAAGUCUGAAGAAAGCGGCGCCCUUGCUGAUGAACGUGGCGUUUUUGGUCGGCUUUUUCUGGCUCUUGUUUGCCAUCAUCGGCGUGCAGAGCUUCAAGUCGAGCUUGCGCCGCACUUGUGUCUGGAUUGAUCCGACCGACCCUACCAACACGUGGGUCAACGACUUCCAGUUCUGCGGAGGCUGGCUCGCCGACAACGGCUCCUCCAUGCCGUGGCUUCGUCCGGACGGUGUCACGAACGGCACGAGCGAGGCGAAGGGCUACAUCUGUCCCACUCAAAGCAAGUGCAUCGAGGGCAUCAAUCCGUACAAUGGCUCCGUGAGCUUCGACAAUAUCUUCCAGAGCCUGGAGAUGGUCUUCGUCAUCAUGUCCUCCAACACGUUCUCCGACGUCAUGUACUACCUCACGGAAAGCGACUACCUUGCCGCGGCAAUCUUCUACGCGUGCGGCAUCGUCAUCUUGUUCCUCUGGCUGGUCAACCUGCUCAUCGCAGUCAUCACGUCCUCCUUCCAGGUCAUUCGCGAAGAGAGCAAGGUCUCCGCCUUUACAGGAGAGGAGAGCGAAGUGAUGUCGCUGCACGAAAAGGACGAUCUGAAGCCCUCGUCCAAGAAGAGCACGCUCAUACGCGCAUUCGGCAAGACGAGGUGGCUGUGGAUCACCAUCAUCGCCAUGGACUUGAUCGUCCAGUGCCUGCGCAGUGCGCGCAUGAGCUCCUCGCGGGAGACGUUCAUCAACAACUUCGAGACGGUCGUGACGCUGAUUCUGAUCGUCGAGAUCGCGAUCCGUUUUGCCAUUGACUGGCGGCACUUCUUCCGCAGCAGAUCCAACGUCGCCGACCUUACGCUCGCCGUGAUAACGGGAAUCAUCCAGAUACCUCCCAUUCGAAAUUCGGGCCAGCCGUACGCGUGGCUCACAUUUUUCCAGAUCCUGCGUAUCUACAGGGUCGUCCUGGCCGUCCCCAUCACGCGAGAUCUUAUCAUGACCGUGCUGCGUAACUUUUCGGGUCUGGUGAACCUGAUCCUCUUUGUGUUCCUGCUCACCUUCCUGGCCGCCAUUCUAGCUAGCCAAAUGUUUCGCGGAUCCCUGCCUCAAGUCAACGCGUCCGGCAAUACUAUCAACGUUACCUUCAACAGCAUGUGGAACUCGUUCUUGGGUAUGUAUCAGAUCUUCUCCUCGGAGAACUGGACCACCAUUGUGUACAACGUCACAAACUUCGACAUCUUCUACAACACGGCCUGGAUGGGCGCCGCCUUUUUCAUCCUGUGGUUCGUGCUUGCCAACUUCAUCACGCUGAACAUGUUCAUCGCUGUCAUCCAGGAGAGCUUCGACAUCAGCGAAGACGAAAAGCGAUUGCAGCAGGUCAAGGCGUUCCUCCAGCAGAAGGAGAUGGGCAACCCCAACGCGGGCAAUCUUUCCCUGUCGUCCAUCUUCAAGUACGGAACAGCCAGCGGGAGGAAGAGGGAUCCGCUGGAGUUUGGCUCUCGCACCACCGAGAUGCUGCUCAAGGAUGCCGUCGUUCGCGAUUUUUUGGACCAGCAAGACGAGCCUGUGCCGUACAGCAGUCCCCAGGCGGAGGAGGAUACGCCCAUACUGCGCUCGCAACCCACGACCGUGGUCGCCCCGGGAGGUACGUUUGCCGGCUGGUGGCAAAACCUUGUCUCCAAGCUCUUGCAUCGAGAGCCGAACCCGUUCUACUCCCGGCUCGAGUUUUCGCGCGCGUAUGAGGACCUGGACCCGCGUCAGAUGGCCAAGGAGGUCAUGAGCGCGUACGAUCGGCGGAAGAGGGCGCAGAGAGAGUAUCUGAGGAAGUAUCCCAGCUACAACGUAUCGCUGUUCAUCUUUGGCCCGCAAAACCGUAUUCGCCGGUUUUGCCAGCGCAUCGUUGGGCCUGGCCGUGGCGAGGAGCGCAUCGAAGGCGUUUCCCCGUCGAUACCAGUGUGGUACACUUUCUCCGCGUUCAUCUACUGCGCGAUUGUGGCCAUGGUCAUUCUCGCAUGCAUCACGACCCCGCUGUACCAGAAGGAGUAUUUUGAUAGGCACAACUUCAGCGUGAGGAACUGGUUCGUGUGGACGGACUUGGGUUUCGCUGUGCUGUUCACAAUCGAAGCCGCCAUCAAGGUCAUCGCUGACGGCUUCUUCUUCACGCCCAACGCUUACUUCAGAGGCAGCUGGGGCCUGAUAGAUGGCGUCGUGCUCAUCACCCUUUGGAUCAACGUCACCAGCUCCCUGUUCAACGAGGGUCAGGUCUCCCGAGCGGUUGGAGCCUUCAAGGCGCUGAGAGCUCUUCGCCUGCUCAACGUUAGCGACAGUGCGCGCAACAAUUUUCACGCCGUCAUCAUUCAAGGAGGCCUCAAAGUCCUUUCCGCCGCUUUUGUGUCCAUCAGCUUGUUGAUCCCGUUCGCCAUUUACGGGCUCAACCUAUUCGUCGGAAAGAUGCAGUCUUGCAACGACAGCAGCUUGAACAAUUUGAACGACUGCGUCAGCGAGUUCCUCUCGCAGCCGUCAAACUGGAACGUCCUCACCCCGCGUGUCGUCUCCAACCCGUACUACUCCUUUGACAACUUUGGCGACUCGCUCUUCAUCCUCUUCCAGAUCGUGUCGCAGGAAGGAUGGAUCGACGUCAUGUGGCAAGCGAUCGAGAUCACCGCCGUUGGUCAGCAGCCGCAGCCUUUUAGUUCGUACGGCAACGCCGUUUUCUUCGUCAUCUUCAACUUGCUCGGCGCCGUCUUCGUGUUGACGCUCUUUGUCAGCGUUUUCAUGCGCAACUACACGGAGCAGACUGGCGUGGCCUUCUUGACCGCCGAACAGCGCUCUUGGCUCGAACUGCGUAAACUGCUCAGGCAGAUCAGCCCCAGCAAGCGACCGCUGCCAAAUCAGAAGCGCGAGUCGUGGAAGGAGUGGUGCUACAGACGCGCUGUGAGGAAGACUGGAAGAUGGAGCAGAUUCGUGACCGUGAUUCUUGUCCUGCACCUGAUCCUGCUCUGCAUCGAGUUUUAUCCGACAAGGGAGUGGUGGGACACGACUAGGAAUUAUCUGUUCCUGCUGUUUACCCUGAUUUACAUCGCCAACAUCGUCAUCAGAAUCGUCGGCUUGACAUGGAGCCGCUACCGUCGCAGCACGUGGGAUGUCUACGCGCUGCUUUCGGUCUCGAGUACGUUCAUUACCAUGAUCUUGGUUCUUGGCCGGCCACAGUCCUGGGCCAUCGUUCGCCUGCAGCGUCUUGCGCUCGUCUCCAUCGCGCUUCUUCUGAUCCCACGUAACAACCAGCUCGAUCAGCUGUUCAAGACCGCCGCCGCCUCGCUGCCGCUCAUCGCCAAUUUGCUCGCCACCUGGUUCGUCAUGUUCCUCACCUUCGCCAUCGCGCUCACGCAGACCUUUGGCCUCACAAAGUUCAACAACAACGAAACCGUGAACAUCAACUUCCGCGACGUGCCCAAAGCACUAAUCUUGCUGUUCCGCAUCUCGGUCGGUGAGGGCUGGAAUCAAAUCAUGGAGGACUAUGCAACCAUGAAGCCGCCGUACUGCAUUGUUAGCGACAACUUCCGCGACGGGGACUGCGGCAGCGAGCCAUGGGCCCGGUUUCUGUUCAUCGCCUGGAACAUUCUGAGCAUGUACCUGUUUGUCAACCUGUUCAUCUCGCUCAUCUAUGAAAGCUUCUCGUACGUGUAUCAGCGCAGUAACGGAUUAAGUGUUAUAUCCAGAGAAGAGAUCAGGAGAUUCAAACAGGCUUGGGCAGAGUUCGAUCCCGAUGGGACUGGAUACAUCAGCAGAGAGGCCUUUCCGCGACUCUUGGGCGAACUGUCGGGCGUCUUCGAGAUGCGCAUCUACGAUGGCGACUUCACGGUUGCCCGCCUUGUGGAAGACUGCAGCAAACCUCGACGCGAAUCAGUCGUCAGUGGCCGAAACGAACCUCGUGAGAUCGAUUUGGCCAAGCUCAACGCGCGUCUGGCUGAUCUGCCGGUCGAGGCCAUCAGAAGGCGAAGAAGGCGUAUGAAUGCAUUCUACGAGGAAGUACUGGUAUCUGCCGAUCACGACCGAGGUAUCUCGUUCACAUCACUCCUCAUGAUCUUAGCUCAUUACAAUGUCAUCAACGACAACAAGAGCUUAAGACUUCAUGAAUUCUUACGUCGCCGCGCGCGACUCCAGCGUGUGGAAGAAGCAGUGAACAGAAACAUAGUCAUCGGUUUCUUCGACACCGUGUACUGGUCGCGUAGGUUCCGACAUCAUCUCCGCUCGAAGGCCGCCGGUCGCAUGACCGUGGUGCCGCAAUUCAGUGUGCCAGAGAUCUUUGUCGACGAGGCCGCGCACGAUGACACUGCUGUUGGACCAUUCGAUGGCGGCGCUGGACUGAAAUCGCCUAGCGUAGGAUCAUCUGUGCCCAGCAGCCCGAGGUUUGGAGGUGCGACACCUCCAAGUGCUAGCCAAACCGGAGAGGUAUCCAGCAGAAACCUACCACCCAUUCGAACGCGAUUCAAUAGCACGAGCAGCAUUCAGCUCUCCCCGACAAACUCACCGACGACGCUGAUGUCGCCCACGACGACGUUCCCCCCACUCGGGUCCCCUACAGCACCAAGAUCCCCAGGUGCUCAUCAAUCAACGGUCUCGCAAGGCUCCAUCUCUGAAGACUGGCAUUUAGCGCAGGCUCUGUCGAGACCGAGCAGCCGCGAUGGAGCUGUCGAGGGCCCUUCGUCAUGGAGCGCCGCCCCUCGAAGUCCUCGCGGCAUUCAUGGACGCACUUUAUCAACGCGCGACACGGCAGACGAAUUGGAGAGCAGAAGCAGAGCAAACAGCAGCGUCUCGGCACAGGACGUCCUUGAAGUCUUGGAUACAUCCGUCUGGGGUGAAAGCAUACGAAAGAGCUUCUCCAUGAGACGGCCCAGUGGGGAGCAAGGGAGCGGGAGAAGGAAGAGCUGAAAAGGAAUGAGCGACGCAAACAUGUAUAUUUCUUAAUGAGCGGGCGAGAUGCCAGUCACGAUCGGGACCUGGAGGAGGAGGUCUUUUCUUUUAUUUUCAAUGUACGAGCCACUGUUUGGAAAGAAAUGGCCGACUGACGUAGAUUUUCUCUUUUGUUAAACAGAUAGAUGGAGAAACGCCGUGUAUAGCUAGGUACACCCCGGCGUUUUCCAAUGGCCAUGCAUAGCGGCGGCGUUUAUGAAGUUCAAAAUGAGAUAGCCUUGACUAUAUAAUGGGAACGAGAAG